Molecule: messenger RNA, 460 nt
Organism: Ricinus communis (castor bean)
Lineage: Eukaryota; Viridiplantae; Streptophyta; Magnoliopsida; Malpighiales; Euphorbiaceae
Product: auxin-responsive protein SAUR21-like
Exons: 2
Coding region: 1-333 (110 amino acids)
Biological process (GO): response to auxin
Source: RefSeq, a predicted model, not a curated record
AUGGGUUUUAGGAGAAAUCUUAGAAGAUCAAUGGGUGUUCGUCUACCUGGAGCUAUUCUUGCCAAGCAAAUUCUUCGCAGAUCUGUCCUAACUGCAAAUAUAACAGCUUCAGCAUCUGCAGAAGUACCAAAACGGUUCCUUGCAGUGUAUGUUGGACAAACUGAGAAGAAGAGAUUUGUGGUACCAGUAUCCUAUUUGAGUCAUUCUUCCGUUCAAGAUUUACUACGAAAAGCAGAAGAAGAGUUUGGCUUUGAUCAUCCAAUGGAUGGCUUGACGAUUCCUUGCAGAGAAGAUUUUUUUGUUGAUGUUACUUCUCAGCUGAAUAGAUCAUAAGAAAUUGCAUUGAAACUAAUCAGUGACAACAAUUUUGUGUAGAAUACAUUACCAAUGGCUUGUAAAACAGUUUUCUUCAGAACUGACUGCAAAAUCAUACUUCUUUUAUAUAUAUUUUCCUUCUCAA